GGACACCCCACACCGUUUCUCUCUUUAGAAAUACCUCCCAAAAAACCAGAUGGAGAUUAACAACGAUGAAGAAAAUUCGAAACUUCUUCCCGCCAACGAGCCUGAACAGCAAGAGCUUUACUCCAUUCCCAUUUACUCAAGUUGGUUUUCAUGGGAUGAGAUUCAUGAAAUUGAGACAACAUUUCUCAAAGAAUUCUUCAAAGGGGCAUCAAUUUCGAGAACCCCAAAGGUCUAUAAAGAUUAUAGAGAUUUCAUUAUUAAUAAAUACAGAGAAGACCCGUCGAGAAGACUUACGUUUACAGAGAUUAGGAAAUCGUUAAUUGGUGAUGUUAGUUUGUUACAUAAAGUUUUUUUGUUUUUAGAGAAAUGGGGUUUGAUUAAUUUUAGUGUUAUUACUUCAUCUUCGCCUGAUGGUGGUCACAACGCUUUGGCCAAAGUCAAGGAUGAGGUUGACGAAAAAGUUAUGGUUAGAUUUGAAGAAGGAGCCCCCAAUGGGGUUCGUGUAGUCGCGGAGCCAGGGUCUGUGAAGGCGGUUGCGUUGCCAAAGACUUUGAAUGAGGAUGUUGAAAAAGGAGGAGAAAAUGGGUUUAGGUUACCUCCUUUAGCUUCUUAUAAUGACGUGUUUGGUGAUUUGGUUAAGCGGAAAGAAGUUGUUUGUGGGACUUGUGGCGAAGACUGUGGUUCAGGAUACUAUGACUCUGACAAGCAAAAGGGGCAGGUACUCUGUGUAAAAUGCUUCAAAGUUUAUUGUGAAAGCAAGCCAGUUGAGGACUUCAACUUUCAUGAUAGCAAAGAAAGCGUGAAUAAUAGUGGAACUGAUGCAUGGACUGAAGCAGAGACUCUUCUUCUUCUGGAAUCUGUUAUGAAACAUGGAGAUGACUGGGAUCUGGUUGCACAAGAUGUUCAAAAAAAGAAUAAGCUUGAGUGUAUCUCUAGGCUAAUAGAACUGCCUUUUGGUGAACUCGUGUUGAGUAUGACCAAUGGAAAGGGUGAUGAAAAGAACACCACUGACGCAAACAAUGUUAAAUCGCAUGAACCUUCUUCAGUUGGGCUUCAAGAGAUUGCAAAAGAAACUAUAGAAAAAGAGAAUCACUAUCAAGAACCUACAAAAGAGACUGUGCAGACUGCUGAGGUUGAGACUGAAGAACCUCCUUCUAAGCGAAGAUGUAUUGCUCCAUUUGCAGAUUCUGGCAGUUCAUUGAUGAAACAGAUUGCUAAGUUAUCCACAGGAAUGGGCACUCGUAUUGGAGCGGCAGCAGCGGAGGCUGCUAUUGCAGCGAUAUGCGAUGAAAACCCAUAUGCAAGGGUGAUGUUUGAGGGUCAAGCCGAAGCUGAUACUUUGUCUCCUAUCUUGAGACAUGAAGAUGAAGGGGCACCCGUUGUUGAAGAUUUGAAGACAGGAGAAGGGGCACCAAUUGUUGAAGAUUUGAAGACAGGAGAAGGGGCACCCAUUGUUGAAGAUUUGAAGACAGGAGAAGGGGUACCCAUUGUUGAAGAUAUGAAGACAGGAGAAAAACCCAGUGAAUUAGAAACUCAGGAAGCCACGGCAGAGAUGAAUCAUGUGCCUAUAAAACUGCGAAUUAGAGCUGCAAUGGCUACUGCUCUUGGAACAGCUGCUGCUCAUUCUAAGAGGUUGGCAGAUCAGGAGGACAGAGAAAUUGAACAAUUAGUUGCAACGAUUAUUGAGACACAGUUGCGCAAGACAAGUUUAAAGGUGAAGCAUUUGGAAGACCUGGAGCUAAUAAUGGAGAAGGAAUAUGCCUACAUUCAAGAACAGAAAGAAUCUAUCAUGACGGACUGGGUUGAUGUUCUUCAAGGGGUUUUCCGCGCUGGCAUCCCAAGAUGGAGAGAUCGUUCCUCUGUAAGGCCAUUCGUUAAUAAUGUAGUUUGAUGUAUGUUUCAGUUCAUAUGAAUUCAUUCGCUACUAGUAGAUAGAGUGGGAUAAGCAGCAUACGUCAGAAAGGUGUAAUUUUACUUCUAUUCUAAUCGAUUAUCACAUGACUAUUCAUUCUAGUGCUUUUCUGUGAUUGUGCAUAUUCAUGAUUAGACUUUUGGAGGAGACUAAGUUUUUAAGUUAGAAGUGGUGCUUUUUUUUUCA
Molecule: messenger RNA, 2098 nt
Organism: Papaver somniferum (opium poppy)
Lineage: Eukaryota; Viridiplantae; Streptophyta; Magnoliopsida; Ranunculales; Papaveraceae
Product: SWI/SNF complex subunit SWI3A-like
Exons: 10
Coding region: 50-1891 (613 amino acids)
Molecular function (GO): protein binding
Source: RefSeq, a predicted model, not a curated record